Messenger RNA from Drosophila guanche, 973 nucleotides. Its product is annotated as transforming growth factor beta-1-induced transcript 1 protein-like. Gene Ontology annotation, cellular component: nucleus; Z disc. The transcript has a single exon. The record is from RefSeq and is a predicted model, not a curated record. NCBI's taxonomy places the organism in Eukaryota, Metazoa, Arthropoda, Insecta, Diptera, Drosophilidae. Gene Ontology annotation, molecular function: transcription coregulator activity. Bases 207 to 767 code for a protein of 186 amino acids.
CUGUUUUCGCUCUGUAAAUACAAAAACAAAAAAUAAAAUUAACAAAAAAAUUUGUAUACUCAGUCUGAGUAUUUCUGUGAGAUAUUUGUCAUCUUUCGUUCUGUUUGGAAAUCGGAAAAUAAAUCGCAGAAGACUGAAGGGAGUCAACCCACAACUUUGAAAAAUAAGAGACCGACACAGCAACUAAAAUUCAAUUGUACAGGAAAAUGGAAACCGUCAAACAAACCGCCAAGAUGAAUGAGAAAAUAUUGUGCCACAAGUGCCGCGGUGCCAUUAACAAGCGGAUGAUCACUGCUUUGGGCAGGACCUGGCAUCCGGAACACUUCAAUUGCCGCCACUGCGAUACGCCGAUUGACGACGCCGCCUUCAACAUCCAGGAGGGAGAGCCCGUCUGCUCCGAGUGCUUCAAGAGGCUGUACACCCACAACUGUGCCGGCUGCAAGCAGCCGAUCUUGGAGCGCACAGUCGUGGCCAUGGGCGAGAACUGGCAUGAGGAAUGCUUCUGCUGUGAUGGGGCCUGCAAGAAGCCGCUGGCCAGCCAGCCUUUCUUCGAGCGGGAAGGAAAACCCUACUGCAAGCAGGACUUCGAGACCCUCUUCGCCACCAAGUGUGCCAGGUGCGAGAAGCCCAUCACCGAUAAGGCCGUCGUCGCCAUGGACAACAAGUGGCACCGCGACUGCUUCCGCUGCACUCGCUGCAGCAAUCCCAUUACCACGACGAGCUUCACCAUCAUAGCGGACAAGCCGAUCUGUCCCGGCUGCCUGUAAUGAGCAUUGAAUUGAUCAACCAAGGAUGCAUCCACAUUGCGCACACACCUCACAUAAGCGGAUUGAAAUUGCUGCACACGCUCAACAAUAACAAUAGCAAUGCAUUUAUAGUUUAAUGUUCGUUUCAGAGUUGAACAAUUUGAAAUUAUAAAUGCUUGCAUCUUCACACUCAUUGAAGGCUGCUGCUGGCAAAAUACAAACAAACA